This is a messenger RNA of Helobdella robusta, 336 nucleotides long. RefSeq lists its product as hypothetical. The record is from RefSeq and is a predicted model, not a curated record. The coding region runs from base 1 to 336 and encodes 111 amino acids. NCBI's taxonomy places the organism in Eukaryota, Metazoa, Annelida, Clitellata, Rhynchobdellida, Glossiphoniidae. The transcript has 4 exons.
AUGUUCAUAAAUAAUUCAACAGUUGACAAAUUUGGAUUGAGCAGAGAGACGGAGGACAUAUCGUACAGCAGACCUCACAUCAGCAAGUUGGAGGACCUAGUGGAGAGCACCAAGUUCAGCAGUGACGAGAUCCGAACUUUGUACAGGGGCUUCAAACAGUAUUGUCCAAACGGCUACCUGACUGAACAGAUCCUCAAAAAAAUAUACAGCAAGAUGUUUCCUUUUGGAGGAAAAGGUAAAUUUGAAAUAAUGAUAAUGAAAUUAAGAUUGCAGUCUGUUUGUCGGAGUGAUCUUCCAUAUGCUGGAUACCCACCAAGAUGGACUGGUCACUUUUGA